AUGCACUUCAAUCUAUUUCUUCUCGUCUGUGUGGCAAUCGGAGUGUUUGCCCACUCCGGCCCGCAUAAAGUCCCCCAUCGCUCUAUUGUCCAACGCCAGAACCAGCUGAGCAGACGGUGCGCCGAUCACGUGGCGAACUUCAACAAACGUCGCAUAAAUAGGCGCUGGGAAGCCUCAGGUCGGAAUGCCACGUUCGAGAUCACUACCGAAGCCCCGUUCUACGAAACUGUACAGAACGAUACGUGCGUACUCACACCGGAGGUGACCAGUGGUCCCUAUGUCUGGCCUAGGUCUCAGAUCCUGCGCCAGGAUAUGGCUGAGGACCAAGUUGGGGUUCCGCUGUGGCUUGAUAUCGGAGUGUUGGAUAUGGCGACCUGCGAGCCGCUUCCUAAUGCACUCGUUGACCUGUGGCACUGCAAUGCCACCGGCUCAUACUCGUCUUUCACAGAGCUGUCGCCAAACACGCCCUUUUCGGAGCUCCUAACGCAGCUCAAUAUCACUGGCUUUGAUGCGGGUGUGACAGAUUUGCAUACGGAUGACUCAACUUGGUUGCGUGGGAUCUGGCCCACGGAUGAGAACGGGAUAAUGGAGAUGAAGACUAUUUUCCCUGGGUUUUAUGUCGAUCGUGCAAUCCACAUCCAUGUCCAGGUUCACACUGAAUGGUCAACCAGAGAGAACGGUACCAUCAUUGCCGGCAAUACCAUUAGUACCGGGCAGCUCUACUUCGAGGAAGAGUUGGAGCAGAAGAUCAUGACUCUGCCGCCCUAUCUUUCCCACACUCAGAUUAACCGCACAAUCAAUGCUGCGGACUCGUUCUUUUCGGGGGGCACGAAGGGAGGGUAUAAUCCAGUGGUUUCUGUUGUGCCUGCUGAUGGCAAAGACGUGAGAAAUGGUGUGAUUGGGUAUAUCACUGUUGGUGUUGAUACUUCUGUCAUUGAGACUUUUGACAAAUAA
Molecule: messenger RNA, 954 nt
Organism: Penicillium samsonianum
Lineage: Eukaryota; Fungi; Ascomycota; Eurotiomycetes; Eurotiales; Aspergillaceae
Product: intradiol ring-cleavage dioxygenase
Exons: 2
Coding region: 1-954 (317 amino acids)
Molecular function (GO): oxidoreductase activity, acting on single donors with incorporation of molecular oxygen, incorporation of two atoms of oxygen; ferric iron binding
Source: RefSeq, a predicted model, not a curated record